Messenger RNA from Ostreobium quekettii, 1335 nucleotides. NCBI's taxonomy places the organism in Eukaryota, Viridiplantae, Chlorophyta, Ulvophyceae, Bryopsidales, Ostreobiaceae. The record is from the annotation of a GenBank genome assembly.
AUGCGCACCAGCACGGAGGCUGCGGGGUGGGGCCCGAGCAUGGAGGGGCUGCCUGACGCCGUGCUGGCGGACGUGUUCUCCCGGCUGCCCUUCGACGAGAGGCGUCAGGUUGUGCCCUGUGUCUGCAAGCGUUGGAAUGCGCUGUCCUGCAAUGAGCACAGUAUCUGGAGGACAUGCUUCCUGAGCGGACGGGAGCUGAGCAGGUGCGGAUCAAGCAAGGUGGAUUGGAGGCAGGUUGUCAACUGGUUCGUGAGGAGGUCCAGGGCCGUGGAAGCCCUGCACAUUUUCAAGGUCGACUUCCGCACAGCCCAGAUGCCAGCCCUCCUGCCCAUGCUGAUGGCAUUGCUGUGCCAUUCCCUGAAGUUUGUGAAGCUGACGAUGUGCCAAUUCAGCUGUGGCGCCUUGGACGGCCUGCUUUGUCUCUGCUGGCUCAGGCAACUCCGAGUGCAGCUGACAAGGAGUCUGCCCACCUGGGAGCCUGUAGGCCAGCUUUCAUGCCUGCAAAGCCUGGAGGUCCUGGAUGUGGGGUUCAGCACUUGGCCAAAAGAGAAGGAGAGCCGCCUUGAAACUGGCAGCAUGCUGGUCAACUUUCCUCAGAGGCUGACUGAGCUGAGGCUCACAAGCUGGGGGUGUGUCUCAGCAGUGGUGCCACCAGACGCCUUCCACUGCUGGGGACACUUGGAGCUGAUCGACCUCAGCGGUACAGAGGUGCAGAUGGUGCCGGAAUCGGGGGCCCACCUUAGCAGCCUGGGCACCCUCUCCAUCAACAAUGAGCAGAUCCUCCCGAGCUUCACCAUGCUGACCAGUCUGAGAACCGUGGCUAUUGAGAAUCCGACCUCUGUGGCGAUGUUGGCCACGAUGACCUGGCUCGAAUCCCUGUGCCUCCACUGCAUGGAGGCCACUGACGUCGAGCUCCAGGGUUUGAGCGGCCUGUCAGCACUGGCCAGUCUUCUUUUGGGCUGCUGUGAGCUGCACAGUGUUCCAGAGCCUGUGGUGGGUCUCAGCACGCUCACUGAACUGUCCCUGUGGGGAAACUCGAUAUCAACCCUUCCCCCGGGUUGCUACCUGUCCUCCCUAACGUCGUUGGAUUUGACCAAGAACGACUUCACAGCUGUCCCUGGGGUGCUGGCUCAUUCCACAGGGUUGGUGAGAUUGGACCUGAGUGAAAAUGGACUGCUGCAGCUUGGUGACGAUGCUGUGGAUCUGCUGCUGGGUCUGUCGUGUUUGGAGUCACUGAGUUUGGGGGGGAACAGCAUGGCGUGGAGCCAGGAGUCGGCAAGGAGCCUGGUAAGGCUGGCACAGGAGAAGAGCAACAGGCUGGCGAUUUUGAUGUGA